GCCCCGCGCUGCGCAGCAUGGCUGGCUUUGCAGACCUGAACGUCCCGCAGGGCGCGGAUAGGAAGGCCGUUCAGAGCCUGCUGGAGGCCGCGGCACACCUGGGAUAUUCUGCAGUUGCUCUUAAUCACAUCAUCGACUUUAAGGAAAAGAAACAGGAAAUAGCCAAGCCGGUAUCUCCAUCAGAGCUGUUUCCAUCUUUGCCUAUUGUGCAGGGGACAUCUAAAAGACUUAAAGUCUUAACCCGGCUGACACUUGUUGUUUCUGAUCCUUCCCACUGUAAUCUCUUGAGAUCUACAUCUACAAACAUAAGAUUGUAUGACAUCAUAGCUGUAUUUCCAAAGACAGAGAAGUUGUUCCACAUUGCUUGCACAACUCUUGAUGUGGAUCUAGUGUGUAUAAACGUAACAGAGAAGCUUCCGUUCUACUUCCGAAGGCCUCCUGUAAAUAUGGCAAUAGAUCGAGGCAUUUACUUUGAACUUCUUUACACGCCUGCCAUCAAAGACUCCACAAUGAGAAGAUACACAAUUUCAAAUGCGAUCAGCCUGAUGCAGAUCUGCAAAGGAAAGAACAUCGUUAUAUCUAGUGCAGCUGAAAGACCUCUAGAAUUACGAGGUCCUUAUGAUGUGGCUAAUCUAGGUUUGCUGUUUGGCCUGUCAGAAGGCGAAGCCAAGGCAGCCGUGUCCACCAACUGCAGAGCCACCAUACUUCAUGGAGAAACUCGAAAGAGUGCCUGUGGGGUAGUAUACACAGUGAAGAAGCUUCACAAGGUUGAGGAGGAAGAAACAGUGCCAGCCUGCAAAAAGGCCAAGACUCAAGCUUGAGUCAGUUGUCAACUGAAGCGUCCAUCCAGUCUUUGCCCAGUGGUUGAAUCUUCCUCCAACCUCCAGCUGGCUUGGUUCCUCAGUUACCGAUUUAUUUAUCCUGAAGAAGAAUUAUUCUUCUGGUUUCCAAGUGAGGAGUUCUGUGGGAAUCCUAUUUCUGGGCUUCUGGACGAGGGCAGGAGGGCAUCACUCCACCUUGUCCUAGGUCUUCUGGAAUCAGUGGGAAGGAACUUGCACAAUAGAAAGUAUCCCUAAUGCAGAAACAUUGUGUACGGUGCACUCUUUUUUUUUUUUAAUUAAAAAUGUUUUCAAGAAGGCUUGCCUGUAAAGUCUCACUCUUAUAGUACAUAGAGUUUUAAAACAUGUCUCCAUACUAAACUGUAGAACCACGAGUCAGUAAAGUUUACCUUAAAUGGCCUGAGAGAAUGUGCAGUAAAAAUGUUAUCUGGUUUCUAUUCUGUUUUGUGAUCAAUAACUAUAACAAUCCCAGUAUCUGUUGCUUGCUAGGGGAAAUCUUGAGUUUGUAUCACAGGAACACUGACUAAAUCAACCUGUUAGACACACAGUGCAAAGGUUAUCUCUGUCCUUGAAAUCAAACCAUCCUAACUUAAAGCCAAACAGUAACAUGAGACAUUUAUCACGGAUAGGAAGGAAGAGCCCGAGGUUAUCCUGAAUGUGUGCUCAGCAUGGUGUGCAGUUGCAGCAUAACAGCUGUCUCACCUAGGCCUGAGCAGUUUCCAUGUCACACAACUUUUACUAUGUCAUGUCCUUUCUUUUUUAUGUCCAGAUUGUUUUGCCGCCUCCUGACUUUCCAGUUUUCCUUCCUGUUAGUGCUUCAGUCAAUCUGAUCCAAAAAAGUAAUUGUAACAGAUUUCUAAUCAGUGAGGCAUUUUCAGACAGCUUCCAGAUGUUGACUGAAGUUCCUCUUUUGACCAAUAUAAAAAUUAUGUAAGAUGUGCUUACAGUGCUUUUGUGCCAGCUUUACUCUGAAUAUUCCAAUCCCCCCCCCCAAGAAAGACGCUGAAGCGUGAAAGGUCUGGAAUGCAGGUAAUAUGGGCUGAGGGAACUGGGAUUGUUUAGUCUGGAGAAGAGGAGGCUCGGGGAAGACCUUAUUGUCACCUACAAGUCCCUGAAAGGAGGUUAUAGCGAGGUGGUGGUCAGCCUCUUCUCCCAGGUAACAGUGGUAGAACAAGAGGUAAUGGCCUCAAAUUGCAGCUGGGGAGGUUGAGAUUGGAUAUUAGGAAAACUUUCAGAGUGGUGAUGCACUGGCACAGGCUGCCCAGGAGGUGAUGGAUUCACUGUCCCUGGAGGUGUUAAAGAAAGGCGUAGAUGUGGUGAGGUUAGUGGGCUUGGUGUUGAGGGGUGGAUGGUUGGACCAGAUGAUCUUAGUGGUCUUUUCCAACCUUAAUGAUUCUGCGGUUCACUGUUCUUACCUGACAACAAGCUGAGAAGUGCAAGUUGUGACAUGUAGAGUACUGCAGAAAUCUUGCAGUGAGUUAUCUCUGAGCUCUUAGUAGUUAAUGAAGCUCUCAGUAGGCUAUCCGUUUUAUAAAAUGCUGGUGUAAGCCACAACAGCUUUUGCAUCAUUCAACAAGCAAUAAGGUAGUUUUUCCUUUGAUUUUAUUUUACUUCAUCAUGAUAUGAGUCUGUUUUAUUACUCGUGUUGAGAUAUAAUAUCAAUAUUAUUGAUAUUACAUAUAGUGGCUUCUCAUUUAUGGACUUGCCUCCAAAAUAAGGUUCUAACCAAAUAAAGAAGCAGUGGAAAUGUG
Messenger RNA from Gallus gallus (chicken), 2590 nucleotides. RefSeq names its product ribonuclease P/MRP subunit p30 (gene RPP30). NCBI's taxonomy places the organism in Eukaryota, Metazoa, Chordata, Aves, Galliformes, Phasianidae. The transcript has 11 exons. The coding region runs from base 18 to 821 and encodes 267 amino acids. Gene Ontology annotation, molecular function: RNA binding; structural constituent of ribosome. The record is from RefSeq and is a predicted model, not a curated record. Gene Ontology annotation, cellular component: ribosome; nucleolar ribonuclease P complex. Gene Ontology annotation, biological process: tRNA processing; translation.